Molecule: messenger RNA, 1632 nt
Organism: Colletotrichum siamense
Lineage: Eukaryota; Fungi; Ascomycota; Sordariomycetes; Glomerellales; Glomerellaceae
Gene: DBP2
Product: ATP-dependent RNA helicase DBP2
Exons: 7
Coding region: 1-1632 (543 amino acids)
Biological process (GO): rRNA processing
Cellular component (GO): cytoplasm; ribonucleoprotein complex; nucleus
Molecular function (GO): ATP binding; RNA helicase activity; RNA binding
Source: RefSeq, a predicted model, not a curated record
AUGUCCUACGGCGGCGGAUACGGUGGUGGUGGCCAGGGCGGCUACGGAGGAGGUCGUGGAGGCGGUUACGGCGGUGGUCGUGAUCGCGGCGACAGAGGUGAUCGCGGUGGUUACGGCGGCGGUGGCUACUCCAACGGAAACGGCUACGGUGGCGGCGGUGGUGGUUACGGCGGCGGCGGCGGUGACCGCAUGAACAACCUUGGCGCCGGUCUUCGCCAGCAAGAAUGGGAUUUUAACUCUCUCCCGAAAUUCGAGAAGUCCUUCUACAAGGAGCACGAGGAGGUUGCCACCCGCAGCCCGGCCGAGGUCGACUCUUUCCGCCGCAAGCACCAGAUGACCAUUGCUGGCAACGAUGUUCCCAAGCCCGUCGAGACCUUUGACGAGGCCGGUUUCCCCAGAUACGUGAUGGACGAGGUCAAGGCCCAGGGCUUCCCCGCGCCUACCGCCAUUCAGUCUCAGGGCUGGCCUAUGGCUCUGUCCGGUCGCGACGUCGUCGGUAUUGCCGAGACGGGUUCCGGAAAGACCCUCACCUACUGCUUGCCCGCUAUCGUCCACAUUAACGCCCAGCCCCUGCUGGCCCCCGGCGAUGGUCCUAUCGUCCUCAUUCUUGCUCCUACUCGUGAGCUUGCUGUCCAGAUUCAGCAGGAGAUUUCCAAGUUCGGAAAGUCUUCCCGCAUUCGCAACACCUGCGUCUACGGCGGUGUCCCCAAGGGACCUCAGAUCCGCGAUCUCUCCAGAGGAGUCGAGGUCUGCAUUGCCACCCCCGGACGUCUGAUUGACAUGCUUGAGGCUGGCAAGACCAACCUGCGUCGUGUUACUUACCUGGUUCUCGACGAGGCUGAUCGCAUGCUGGACAUGGGUUUCGAGCCCCAGAUUCGCAAGAUCAUCGGCCAGAUUCGCCCUGACCGUCAGACCCUCAUGUGGUCCGCUACUUGGCCCAAGGAGGUCCGCGCCCUUGCCUCCGACUUCCUUACCGACUUCAUUCAGGUCAACAUCGGCUCCAUGGAGCUCGCGGCCAACCACCGCAUUACCCAGAUCGUCGAGGUCGUUUCCGAGAGCGAGAAGCGCGACCGCAUGAUCAAGCACCUGGAGAAGGUCAUGGACAACAAGGAGAACAAGAUCCUCAUCUUCGUCGGCACCAAGCGUGUCGCUGACGACAUCACCCGCUUCCUUCGUCAGGACGGAUGGCCUGCUUUGUCUAUCCACGGUGACAAGCAGCAAAACGAGCGUGACUGGGUCCUUGACCAGUUCAAGACGGGCAAGAGCCCUAUCAUGGUGGCUACCGACGUCGCGUCGCGUGGUAUUGAUGUUCGCAACAUUACUCACGUGCUGAACUACGACUACCCCAACAACUCGGAGGACUACAUCCACCGUAUCGGUCGUACGGGUCGUGCCGGUGCCAAGGGUACCGCCAUUACCCUCUUCACCACUGACAACUCCAAGCAGGCUCGUGACCUUGUCAACGUGCUGAGAGAAGCGCGCCAAGAGAUCGACCCUCGUCUCGCAGAGAUGACCCGCUUCGGAGGUGGUGGUGGCGGUCGCUAUGGCGGCUGGGGCCGCGGACGUGGUGGCGGUGGUGGUAGAAACAACAACGCCAACAACGCCCCCCUUGGUGGCGCCCGACGCUGGUAA